Molecule: messenger RNA, 2853 nt
Organism: Lates calcarifer (barramundi perch)
Lineage: Eukaryota; Metazoa; Chordata; Actinopteri; Centropomidae
Product: bestrophin-3
Exons: 14
Coding region: 214-2181 (655 amino acids)
Molecular function (GO): chloride channel activity
Source: RefSeq, a predicted model, not a curated record
GUGAGUGAGAGAGCAUCAGAGAGAGAGAGGUGGGGGUGGGGUGGGGGUAGUGGUUAGUUGGCAAAAACACAUCAGGAAAGAAGAAGCGAUGAAAAGCACCGCUGAGAGAAAACGAAGACAUCUGUGAGAUUUUCUGGUGAAGAGAGACUCCUGGGACUGUUACUUCCCUUCAGAUCCAUCUGUUUGUCUGCUGGUCUCUCAGCUUGUCUCAGGAUGACCGUCACUUAUUCCAGCAAAGUUGCCAACGCCACCUUCUUCAGUUUCCACCGGCUGCUGCUGCGCUGGAGGGGGAGUAUCUACAAGCUACUGUACCGAGAGUUCGCCCUGUUCGUCCUCCUCUACACCGUCCUCAGCCUCGUUUACAGGUUUGCCCUCACUGAUGAUCAGAAGAGACUGUUUGAGAAACUCUCCAUGUACUGUGACAGAUAUGCAGAGCAGAUCCCUGUCACCUUCGUCCUGGGUUUUUAUGUGACUCUGGUGGUGAAUCGAUGGUGGAAUCAGUUUGUGAACCUGCCCUGGCCCGACAGACUCAUGUUCCACAUCUCCAGCUGUGUUCAGGGUAAAGAUGAAUAUGGCCGCCUGUUGCGCAGGACGUUGGUGCGAUAUGUUAACUUGACGUCGCUCCUCAUCUUCCGCUCCGUCAGCACUGCCGUCUGCAAACGAUUCCCGACCAUGGACCACGUGGUGGAGGCAGGUUUCAUGACUCCAGAGGAGAGGAAGGUGUUUGACAACAUCCGUUCUCCUCAUCUCAAGUACUGGAUUCCUGUGGUCUGGUUCUCCAACCUGGCAUCUAAAGCUCGACAGGAGGGACGGAUCCAGGACAGCAUCGACCUGCAGAAUAUUCUCAAUGAGAUGAAUCGCUUCAGGACUUGGUGCGCAACUCUUUUUGGCUACGACUGGGUCGGCAUCCCGCUGGUCUACACACAGGUCGUCACUCUUGCUGUCUACACCUUUUUCUUCGCUUGUCUGAUUGGUCGACAGUUUCUUGACCCCACCCAGGGUCACCAAGGUCACGACCUUGACCUUUACGUCCCCAUCUUCACCCUGCUGCAGUUCUUCUUCUACUCCGGCUGGCUGAAGGUGGCAGAGCAGCUGAUCAACCCGUUUGGAGAGGAUGAUGACGACUUUGAAGCCAACUGGAUCAUCGACAGGAACCUUCAGGUGUCUCUGCUGGCUGUGGAUGAGAUGCACAUGAACCUGCCUCAUAUGACCAAAGACAUGUACUGGAAUGACUGUGAAGCUCGCCCGCCAUACACAUUGGCUGCUGCAGACUACUGCAUCCCCUCAUUCCUCGGCUCCACUACCGACAUGGGACUCUCAGACAUUCUUCAGUUGGACGAGUUUGAUAUUAACAGCAGUCGUCCUCGGCAACACGACUCUUUCCUGACUCGGCGCCAAGAAUCGGUUCUUGGCCGAGUCCGCCGGCUGCUUAGUGUUCAGGAGCCUCCUGACCUCCGACCUCCUCGACCCACCUUCAAACGGCACAGCAGUGAUGCAACAGGAAGCUUCUUCCCAGACUUCAGGCUCCAUCCAGGUGUAGAGAGCAUGGCUCCACCCUCCUCCUUGGUCAUGCCCCCCUCUUCCAUGGACACCUUGUCCACCUUGAAGGAGGUAAGCAGCAACCCUCCAUCCCCCGAGAGCUCGCCCUCUGCUGUUUUUCCACGGCUUGUCAUCAGUCCACCGUUGUUUGGCGAUGUCUGUUACAAUGAGGAUUCUUCUGGUAAUCUUGAAACAGCAAAGCCGCACAAUGGGCUGGAUCCUUCCCCCACAGAGGAGGCAUCGGGCUUGGCAACUCCAAGGUCCAGCUCCUCAGUAUGUUGUUCCCCAACCCAACUGGGACCAAAGGAAUUCCGUUGGACAACGGUCAAUGUCCAAAAUCGCCCACCAGCUCGGCCACGUGGGCGCCAGUUCUCCCUCCAGUUCUCCAGGCAGUCGUCAAAGGCAUCUGUACGCAGCCUGCCCAGCCCCAAGGCCCUGGGGAGGCGGAGACGAGGCCUGGCUCGAUUCCAGUCCCGAAGAUCACCCGGUCCACCUACUGACACUCUGCAGCUCCCUGACCCUGAAUAUGAUCACGACUUCCAGGGAAUGGGAGGGUCUGAGGAGGGUGAGGCAGUAGGAACCAACAACAGUGAAGAAGUGAAAAACAACAACUCUGAGUCACAGAGUUCAGAAAAGAAAUGAGAACCAUUCAUACAGUAAGAUAAUACUGCCCUGACAGAACCAAACAGAAACAAUCACUGUACUGAAAAUGGCAUUACUCAACAAAAGAAGUCACAACUUUGACCUAAAGGAGUGUUCCAAAUGACUUCAAUUUCACACACACACAAAAGAAAAAAUCCUGACUUUGGCAAAAGAGGUUGGAAAAGCAAGUAACAACCUUAGUGUGAAAUACUGAGACAUCUCUCAAUCAAGGCACGUGCCUACAACCAUAUGCCUCUUAAUGCCUUAAUAUUUGGAAAAACGAUGCACGUUAGAAAAAGUGAAAUUAGCCGAGAGCUGAGCUUGUUGUGGGAAAAAUGUGUUGGGUUGGGUGUUUUCCCAUUCAUCAACACAGUUAGAGUGUUCUUGGACAACCUAGUGGCCUUUACAGAAACUGCAAGUGAACACAUUUGUUCUGACUCCAAGACUCAACUGUAGAGAAUGCUGAUCUGAUAAAGUACUGGUGCUCUGAAUUAUUGACUGGACUUUGAAGGUUUCUUCAACAAAAUAUGUUGUCUUUAUGUGAUCAUUGUUUUAUUUGUCUGUUCUUGUCAAUGUGAAUCUGGAGUAAUGCAUAUACACUAUCAGUUGCUGUUGCUGAAUCACCAAAAAGUACUUUUUACAAUAAAAUAUGUCGAUCUUGCCAAAACUCAA